AUGCGUGCGGGUACCUCCAAAGGCCUAUUCAUCCACCGACACGACUUGCCAGCUUCAGAGAAAGACUGGGCAGGUCCUCUACUGGCUGCCAUGGGUUCCCAGGGCUCGGAUGCUCGACAGAUUGAUGGUGUGGGAGGCGCAACGUCAACAACGUCCAAAGUGGCGGUGAUUUCACCAUCGGCCCGGAUGGGUGUUGACGUCGACUACACGUUUGUGCAAGUGGCCGUGGGACAAGAGAUGGUGGAUUUCAGCGGUAAUUGUGGAAACAUGUGCUCAGGUGUAGGACCAUUUGCGCUUCAAGAAGGACUGGUUCGUGCCAGCCCUGGAGAACGCACUCUUGAUGUCCGGAUAUUCAAUACCAACACAUCGCGGAUAAUUGUCGAUACUGUCCAAGUCGACGAGGACGGCUCAUUUCAAGAGGACGGAGACUAUGCCAUCCCGGGAGUGAAGGGAACGGGUAGCGAAGUGAAGGUUGCCUUUGUCGAUCCUGCGGGCAGUAUGACUGGAAGCCUAUUCCCCACUGGCAGUCGCUGCGACACCAUCAACGUGCAGGCCAAAGAUGGCACGCAGUUCUCAGUCAAGGCCACUUUGAUAGAUGCUGCCAACCCUUUUGUUCUGGUAGACGAAAGGACGCUGCCAUUGCACCUGAAGACUGGAAGCAAGGAAUCAGCAGAUUACCUCGAGCAUAUGGAGUCUAUUCGAUGUGCUGGCGCUGUAGUCAUGGGCCUCGCUCCCAGCAUAGAGGCGGCUUCCAAGGUUCGCGGAACACCAAAGUUGGCCAUUGUAUCGUCGCCUCGACUAGACACAACAGCUGCGAAAGACUCUACUGCCAAUGCAGCAGACAUUCAGGUUCAGGCCUUCAGCAUGGGUAAGCCGCAUCCAAGCCUGCAGCUCACGGGUGCAGCAUGUCUGGCAUCAGCGGUGUGCAUCGAAGGAACGGUGGCACAUGGACUGGCAUCGGAUGCCAAGAUGCAGUCUUCGUGGCAAUCGGCGUCGCCUGAGCGAACGCCGAGUCCAUUUUCAGACUCGGAUGAGAGCUCAUCGGGUCUACUCCCAAGCCGAAGGACGGUAUCUCUUUCACAUCCGAGCGGAUCGAUUGAUGUGGAGGUUUUGGCGGCAAGCACAGAAUCAUUUGCUUUUGUCGACCGUUGCAUUGUUUCUCGGACGGCGCGGCGGUUGUUCGAAGGCAAGGUGUACUACUAUACUAAUCAAAACUAA
This is a messenger RNA of Exserohilum turcica Et28A, 1218 nucleotides long. RefSeq lists its product as uncharacterized. Bases 1 to 1218 code for a protein of 405 amino acids. NCBI's taxonomy places the organism in Eukaryota, Fungi, Ascomycota, Dothideomycetes, Pleosporales, Pleosporaceae. The transcript has 2 exons. The record is from RefSeq and is a predicted model, not a curated record.